GGUGAGAGAGAAAGAGAUAGGACGAAGAGAAAAAAAGAAAGAAAAAAAAAAACAGCUUCUUCAAAGCGAGACCUACCUGAGUCGACUCGUUACGAGUUGAUUUUGUUCUCGAGCUUCUCGUCUUCUCCGUUGGUUGUGUUAAAUCUUAGCUCAUUUAUUAUUUUUUUCCUUUCUCGCGCCGACGCGUCAUUGGUCAUAUACGUCGUCGAGUCUGGUGAUUGUUAUGUUCCUGUCAUCUAGGUUUUUAAGUAUGGAAGCACGAGUCUAGAGUUCGAGGAUUGGUUCGUUUAAUGGUCGUUUGACUGCUUAAAGAGUAUAUUUGUUCUUGGAUUUGAGUCACCUGUCCUGAAGUUGGGAAGAACGUAUUUGUGCAGCCAUCGUUUAGUCGCAAAGGCUGUGUUUUUUUUUGCUGAGUUGAUCUCCACACUCAUGUCACGUAAGCUUGAUAGUCCUGUUCAGACGCAAAUGGCAGUGGCACUUGUAAAGAGUCCCUUGAGCGGGGAAUUUCGUGAUUUUAACAAGGUAGGAAUGAAGUCACCUGUGGGUCGUAGGCGAGUGUUUGUUCAAACAGAGACUGGUUGUGUACUGGGGUUGGAGUUGGAUCGUAGUGAUAAUGCGCACACAGUGAAAAGGAAGUUGCAGGUUGCUCUGAAUUUCCCCAUCGAGGAAAGCUCGUUGACCUUUGGGGAUUUGGUGCUUAACAAUGAUCUUACUGCUGUUAGACGUGAUUCUCCUCUCCUUCUAACUCGGAACAAUUUUCAUAGGAGUUCAUCCACUCCAUGCCUUUCCCCAAUGAGGGCUGACCUUCAGCAGCGCAGAGAUGAGAGCAGUCCUAUUGAAAUUCUUGGCAACUCUGUUUCUUUCUCCUUUGUGAGGCAAAUGGCAAAGGAUAUUACAAAAGCAGUGAAGAGGGGCAUUGAUCCUGUUGCUGUUCAUAGUGGGCUUGGAGGGGCCUAUUACUUUAAGAACAGCCGUGGAGAGAGUGUUGCAAUUGUUAAACCAACUGAUGAGGAGCCUUUUGCUCCUAAUAACCCAAAAGGUUUUGUUGGUAAGGCGCUUGGACAACCUGGGUUGAAGCGUUCAGUACGGGUUGGGGAAACAGGAUACAGAGAAGUUGCGGCUUAUCUCCUUGACAAGGAGCAUUUUGCAAAUGUUCCUCCCACUGCUCUUGUGAAGAUUACUCACUCUAUCUUUAAUGUCAACGAUGGAGUGAAGGCAAGCAAGCCCAUGGAGAAGAUGUUGGUGAGCAAGAUUGCUUCCUUGCAGCAGUUCAUACCUCAUGACUAUGAUGCUAGCGAGCAUGGAACAUCGAAUUUUCCUGUUUCAGCUGUACACCGUAUAGGGAUUCUUGACAUUAGAAUCUUAAAUACAGACAGGCACUCUGGGAACCUUCUGGUUAAGAAACUAGAUGGUGAUGGAAUGUUUGGCCAGGUGGAGCUAGUUCCAAUCGAUCAUGGUCUUUGCUUGCCUGAAACUCUAGAGGACCCUUAUUUUGAGUGGAUUCAUUGGCCACAGGCAUCAAUCCCGUUCUCUGAAGAUGAGCUGAAGUAUAUAGCAAAUCUGGAUCCUUUUGGAGAUUGUGAGAUGCUGCGAAGGGAACUUCCAAUGGUACGAGAGGCCAGUCUCCGUGUUCUAGUUCUCUGCACAAUUUUUCUCAAAGAAGCUGCUGCUAAUGGUCUAUGUUUGGCCGAAAUUGGUGAGAUGAUGACUAGAGAGGUUCACCCUGGAGACGAGGAGCCGAGUGAGAUUGAAGUCGUUUGUCUUGAGGCUAUGAGUUUGAUAGGAGAGAAGGAAGCUGAGUCCCCAAGAUCAGACUUGGGAAAUGAUGUUGAAUUUCAGUUCGAUAUAGAUUGUGAGGAAGCAACAGAUUCUACGAAAAAACUAGCAUUCCCACUCGGACUCACUUUUGGAAAUACUCGUAGUCUGUUGUCAAAGGUAGAAGAAACAACAGAGGGGGAGGAAGAAGAAGAAGAUGAAGAAGACGAAGAGGUGGAAGAGAAUGAUAGAGAUGAUAUAGAGAAAAUGCCGACGAUUACCAAGCUUUCAAUGUCUCUCAAAAGCACUCUUCUUGGCGAGAAGAGCCAGAAGUAUCAGAAACACCCAGGAGCAAGAGUGGAAAGUGCAUAUGCAUCAUCUGCGCAUAGGAGUGCGGAUGAACAGAUCCCCUCAAGCACUAGCUUUGUGAAGCUGGCAGAUAUGAGUGAAGAGGAUUGGACGAUGUUCCUGGAGAAAUAUCAGGAGCUGCUUUAUCCAGCAUUUGAAAAGCGCAAGUCGAUAACUUUAGGACAGAAGCAGAGGCAGAGGCUGGGAACUUCGUGUCAGUUUUGAGAUGUCAGAGACUGAAGAAGAAACAGAAUAAAGGGUCGUGUAAAGUCGUUUCUCUAAGGGCUUUGCUCAGACUGGAUCGGUGGAAACACGUAAAAGAGUAGAGAAGAGUGAUUUAAAUUUAGUGUAAAUAUUCUUUCGUUUCAGCUUUUAGUGUGGAGGAGACUCGAGAGAUGCAGAGAGAAAUUAGUCAUUUGUUUCUUAUCAUUUUUUUAACUUCUUAAAACCUCUUUUGUUAUAUAAAUAACUUGUAGAUUGGAAAAAAGAAAAGAAAAUAGAGAGCUUCAUUUCAUUUUGGUAUUUCAA
Capsella rubella is the source of this 2631-nucleotide messenger RNA. Its product is annotated as phosphatidylinositol 4-kinase gamma 5. The record is from RefSeq and is a predicted model, not a curated record. NCBI's taxonomy places the organism in Eukaryota, Viridiplantae, Streptophyta, Magnoliopsida, Brassicales, Brassicaceae. The transcript is spliced from 2 exons. Bases 430 to 2328 code for a protein of 632 amino acids.